Messenger RNA from Bombyx mori (domestic silkworm), 2526 nucleotides. RefSeq names its product glycogen phosphorylase (gene Glyp). Gene Ontology annotation, molecular function: glycogen phosphorylase activity; pyridoxal phosphate binding. Gene Ontology annotation, cellular component: cytoplasm. Bases 1 to 2526 code for a protein of 841 amino acids. Gene Ontology annotation, biological process: glycogen catabolic process. The transcript has 9 exons. Lineage: Eukaryota; Metazoa; Arthropoda; Insecta; Lepidoptera; Bombycidae. The record is from RefSeq and is marked provisional.
AUGAGCGUACAGACUGACGCGGAAAAGCGUAAACAGAUAUCUGUCAGAGGAAUUGUUGCUGUCGAAAAUGUGACUGAAGUAAAGAAGGCGUUCAAUCGUCAUGUCCAUUACACUUUAGUGAAAGAUCGAAAUGUUGCGACCCCGCGGGAUUACUAUUUUGCUCUCGCACACACCGUGAAAGAUCAUCUUGUCUCCAGGUGGAUUCGUACUCAACAAUACUAUUAUGAAAAUGAUCCUAAGAGAGUCUACUAUUUGUCCUUGGAGUACUAUAUGGGGCGUUCUCUUCAAAAUACCAUGAUCAACCUUGGCAUCCAAGGUACUGUUGACGAAGCAUUAUACCAACUUGGUCUGGAUAUUGAAGAAUUAGAAGAACUUGAGGAAGAUGCUGGUCUGGGAAAUGGAGGUCUUGGACGCUUAGCAGCUUGUUUCCUAGACUCUAUGGCGACAUUAGGUCUUGCUGCGUAUGGAUAUGGUAUAAGGUACGAAUAUGGUAUAUUUGCUCAAAAAAUUGAAAACGGAGAACAACAGGAAGAGCCUGAUGAUUGGUUACGUUUCGGAAACCCCUGGGAGAAGGCAAGACCUGAGUUCAUGCUGCCAGUUAACUUCUAUGGUAGUGUAGUUGACACACCCGAUGGAAAAAAAUGGAUUGAUACACAGGUGGUAUUUGCAAUGCCAUACGAUAACCCUAUUCCUGGUUAUAACAAUAAUGUUGUGAAUACAUUGCGACUGUGGUCGGCGAAGAGCCCCAUUGAUUUCAAUCUUAAAUUUUUCAAUUCUGGUGAUUAUAUUCAAGCUGUAUUGGAUCGCAACGUUGCCGAAAACAUAUCGCGUGUUUUGUAUCCCAACGACAACUUCUUCGAAGGCAAAGAGUUGCGUUUGCGCCAAGAAUACUUCAUGUGUGCUGCCACGCUCCAGGAUAUUAUCAGACGGUACAAAGCAUCUAAGUUCGGAUGCCGAGAUGCCGUUAGAACUUCGUUUGAACAUUUACCUGAAAAAGUAGCCAUCCAAUUAAAUGACACUCAUCCGGCUCUGGCUAUACCUGAAUUUUUGAGAAUCUUAGUCGACAUUGAAAAGGUUCCCUAUGAACAAGCUUGGGACUUAGUUGUUAAAUGUUGUGCAUACACCAACCACACAGUCCUGCCUGAGGCUCUCGAAAGAUGGCCAUGCUCGAUGCUGGAAAAUGUUCUGCCGAGACAUAUGCAAUUGAUUUACCAUAUCAACUUUUUACAUUUGCAAGAGGUGCAAAAGCGUUGGCCCGGCGACAUGGAUCGUUUGCGCAGAAUGUCCUUGAUUGAAGAAGAAGGUGAAAAACGCGUCAAUAUGGCUAAUUUAUCUAUUGUCGGCUCUCACGCUGUCAAUGGUGUAGCAGCCAUUCACUCCGAAAUCUUAAAAGCCACUAUUUUCCGCGACUUUUUCGAAAUGUGGCCUGAUAAAUUCCAAAAUAAGACUAACGGCAUCACUCCCCGGCGUUGGUUGCUCCUCUGCAACCCUGGCUUAUCUGAUCUCAUCUGCGACAAGAUCGGAGAAGAUUGGAUCGUCCAUUUGGAGAAGUUGAAGGAGCUGAAGCGCUGGGCUAAGGACCCGGCUUUCCAGCGCGCCGUUAUGAAAGUGAAGCAAGAGAAUAAACUCAAGCUGGCGGCCCUUAUUGAAAGGGAUACCGGAGUUAAAAUUAAUCCCGCGUCGAUGUUCGAUGUCCAAGUGAAGCGCAUCCACGAGUACAAACGUCAGUUACUGAAUAUUUUGCACGUGAUCACGCUUUACAACCGCAUCAAGCGCGACCCCAGCGCGUCUUUCACGCCGAGGACUGUUAUGAUCGGUGGCAAAGCCGCUCCUGGAUACUUCAUCGCCAAACAAAUUAUCGCUUUAGCCUGUGCAGUUGGAAAUACUGUGAACAACGACCCAGACGUAGGUGACAAGUUGAAGCUGAUAUUCCUCGAGAACUAUCGGGUGACCUUGGCAGAGCGUAUCAUCCCGGCAUCGGAUUUGAGCGAACAGAUUUCAACAGCAGGAACUGAGGCAUCCGGCACCGGCAAUAUGAAGUUUAUGCUAAAUGGAGCGUUAACUAUUGGCACCAUGGACGGAGCCAACGUUGAAAUGGCCGAAGAAGCUGGUGAAGAGAACUUUUUCAUUUUCGGAAUGAGAGUUGACGAUGUCGAAGCACUGAAACAGCGCGGGUACAACGCAUACGAGUACUACGAGCGCAACCCGGAGCUGCGGCAGUGCGUGGAGCAGAUCCGCAGCGGGUUCUUCUCGACGGGCGAGCCCGGCAAGUUCGCGCACGUCGCCGACGUGCUGCUGCACCACGACCGCUUCCUGCACCUCGCCGACUACGACGCUUACGUCGAGGCCCAGCAGAAAGUCGCCGACGUAUACCAGGACCAGACAAAAUGGGCGGAGAUGGUGAUCGAGAACAUCGCGUCGUCUGGCAAGUUCUCGUCUGACCGCACCAUCACGGAGUACGCCCGCGAAAUCUGGGGCGUGGAGCCCACCUGGGACAAGCUGCCCGCCCCGCACGAGACCGCUUAG